GGGUCUCGGAAAGGGCGGUGCCAAGCGACACCGGAAGAUUUUGCGCGAUAAUAUCCAAGGUAUCACCAAGCCGGCUAUCCGUCGUCUCGCCCGCCGUGGUGGUGUCAAGCGUAUCUCCGGCCUGAUAUACGAAGAGACGCGCGGUGUCCUCAAGAUCUUCUUGGAGAACGUCAUUCGGGACUCAGUUACAUAUACCGAGCACGCCAAGAGGAAAACGGUGACCGCCCUCGAUGUCGUUUAUGCUCUCAAGCGUUCAGGUCGCACCCUCUACGGCUUUGGUGCAUGAUUGCCACAAUAAGCGUGUUACUUUCGCUUGCUAUUACUGCUGCGAAGAAGUGUUGGCUUUCUCAAACAGAAUCUCGACUACUGGCAUGCCGUCACCCCGUUUUCCCUACCUUUUAUGUUCAUUUUCAUUUUCUUGUAAUUAAUGCCGGCACAUGUAAUUUUGCAAGGACUUGCGAUCCCAUUUCGUGC
Messenger RNA from Laetiporus sulphureus 93-53, 474 nucleotides. RefSeq names its product histone-fold-containing protein. The transcript has 6 exons. Gene Ontology annotation, cellular component: nucleosome. Gene Ontology annotation, biological process: nucleosome assembly. The annotation marks the transcript as partial. Gene Ontology annotation, molecular function: DNA binding; protein heterodimerization activity; structural constituent of chromatin. The record is from RefSeq and is a predicted model, not a curated record. Lineage: Eukaryota; Fungi; Basidiomycota; Agaricomycetes; Polyporales; Laetiporaceae.